UAUUGUCUACAUUGAGGCUAGAGAAUGUUCUAUUAUCCUUAAACUUAGAGGCUUUCAUAGAACUUUUAAUCUAAAGACACAACCCUACAACAUUUGACCUUAAAGGCUAGGAUACUCUAUAUAUUGAUAUUAGGACUCUUUGUUUUUAUAAAAAGGAAGCAGCAUAUCGUUAUUACAAUACAUCCUAGGAUUGGAGCCUAUCAUAGUAGACCAAUAUUUAGUCCGAUCAGAUAAAAUAUUGAGUUUUGAGAAACAAACUGCAUCCUCACUAAGAAGCAUAUUUAUCGUUAAUUUGUAGAUAUUCUUUGUUAAGAGUAAAACUCCAGGCGAGUUUACCUUUGACAGAAUUAAUAAAUACUUUAUAGGCACAAGAAUGUCCUUUGAAAGCAUUGAUGUCCCAAACAGUUCGCAUGAAAGGGUGGUAAUACCAUCCAAUUCAACACUCAGCGGGUUUUUACGGAAUUGAUACCUGGUUAACAAUGUUCCAGUGCUGGUCAAUCUUAUCAAAAAGAAAGACUUUGAUACAAUAAUACACGAUUGAAGUUGAAUCUUAUCAAAUUAUUUCACUAUAAGAUCAAAUUUAGCAAAAGGAAAGAUCCAUAAAUCAGAAAAAUUAACGUUCCUCUUUAGCUCAAGUUGCUGAAUAGCUUUUCUCAUAAUGUCAUACUAUCUGCCAAGAUGGGACGAUAAUAUCACUUACCUUAUAAUUUGGGCUGUUUUGCUCUCGAUCACGAUCCUGGUACCCAUUGGGCUGAUGGUUGUCAACACCUAUUUCAAAAGCAACGACCCUCAGGACAUUCACGAGAAGAUGAUUCACGAACUAGAGACUUACAUUGAGAAGGCCAAUCACAAUCAUUUAGAUCCAGAAAAAUGAGUCCUUAUGCUGAACCACAGGUCUGACAAGAAAGGCCUAUAUCUCUCCUUCGAAAUUAUGGAUGGAGCUCCAGUUGAGAGCUCUGGACCAGCCAGGAUUGACACCGAGCCAUUACAGACCCACGGAAGACUGAGAGGCUCCAACUCUUCAGAGCCUGAAAAUGUCUACUUUGAGGACGAAAUCUCAAGUUUUAUUGAGGAAAAAUAAGGCUGAACAACCCCAGUUAAGAACUAAGAAGAAGAAAUUUGGAAGAUCCCCUGAAAAAAGCAAAGAAAUCAGAGUCAGCUCUGAAAUUGAAGAGAACUUUGAAGACAUCAACGAGUCAAGUGAGAUAGAGUAGAGAUACACCUAAAGAUUACGAUCCCUAGCAGCCAUUAUG
Molecule: messenger RNA, 1253 nt
Organism: Moneuplotes crassus
Lineage: Eukaryota; Ciliophora; Spirotrichea; Euplotida; Euplotidae
Source: the annotation of a GenBank genome assembly